Schistosoma mattheei is the source of this 3195-nucleotide messenger RNA. Lineage: Eukaryota; Metazoa; Platyhelminthes; Trematoda; Strigeidida; Schistosomatidae. The record is from the annotation of a GenBank genome assembly.
AUGACAUUAGAAAUGACCUUGAAAAUAUUUGCCAAUGGACUAAUAUUUACCCCUAAUGCACUUUUAAAAGAUUUUGGCGGAUUCUUAGAUUUAUUUAUUUAUAUAAUCAGUUUAAUUUUUGUCAGUUAUAUGUUACGUGUUGAUGUGAUCGGUCCAGGAUCUACUGGUCAUUUACUUAUGGUAUUAAGAUGUCUUCGACCAUUAAGAAUAUUUUGUUUAGUUCCACAAAUGCGUCGAGUUGUUUAUGAACUUGUACGAGGAUUCAGAGAAAUUCUUAUGGUUUCUGUCCUGUUGGUUGUAUUCAUGUUUAUAUUUGCUGUAUAUGGUGUACAUUUAUUCGGUGGACGUUUAGCUAUUUGUAAUGAUAGAAAUAUAUUGAGUAAAGAAAAAUGUGUUGGACGAUUUAUGCGUGAAUUAGCUUCAACCAAAUUGAAAAGUGUUAAAGGUGAAUCAAUUAAAAUACUUGUACCAAGAGUAUGGGCUAAUCCAAGAAAUUUCAAUUUUGAUAAUAUUGGUAAUGCAAUAUUAGCAUUAUUUGAAGUGUUAUCACUUGAAGGUUGGGUUGAAAUACGUGAUGUCAUUAAAGAACGUAUUGGUCCACGACAUGUUAUUUAUAUACACUUAUUCGUUUUUAUUGGAUGUCUUAUUGGUUUAACAUUAUUCGUUGGGGUGGUUAUUGCAAACUACAGUGAAAAUAAGGGUACAGCAUUACUUACUGUUGAUCAACGUAGAUGGUUAGAUUUAAAAGGUCGUAUAAGAUUAACUCAACCUUUACAAAUUCCACCACGUCCAAAACUUCAUCAAGAACCUGGUCUAACAAGAAAUAUAGUCAGUCCAAAAUCGAAUAAUUUAGAAAAGAAAAGUUUAAAAUUUCGUUGUUUCAUCUAUGAUAUAACUCAGCAUAUUUUAUUUAAACGUGCUUCAGCAACUCUUGUUGUUGCUAAUUGUUUUCUGUUAUUCUUUCCAUUUAAUGAAUUGGGUACUGAAAGAUCCAGUUGGGUUAAACCAAGAUAUCAAAUUCAAGUCUCUUUAGGUAUUAUAUUUACCUUAUUCUUUUGUAUUGAAUGUUUAUUAAAAAUUAUUGCAUUAAAAUUUGGAGGUUAUUGGCAAUCGAAACGUAAUCGUUUUGAUAUGCUUGUUGCUGUACUUGGUGUAACAUGGAUUAUUUUACAUUUUAUAUUACGACCAAUUCCUGAAAAACAUAUGAUAAGCAAUAAUUUCGGUUGGUUUGUUUUAAUGCUUAGAUUUUUCACAAUUGCUGGAAGGCAUGUUACAUUGAAAAUGUUAAUGUUAACUGUUGUUAUGUCAAUGUAUAAAUCAUUAUUUAUUAUUAUGAGUAUGUUUUUAUUAAUGAUGGUAUAUGCAUUGGCUGGUGUUAUUUUAUUUGGAUCUGUAAAAUAUGGUGAUAAUCUUGGUCGACAUGCAAAUUUUCACAAUACAUUUCGAGCAACUGCUUUAUUGACAAGAAUUGUGACAGGUGAAGAUUGGAAUAAAAUUAUGCAUGAUUGUAUGAUACAACCACCAUUUUGUCGAAUGCAUGCAACAUUUUGGGAAACAGAUUGUGGAAAUUUUAGAGCAGCCUUAAUAUAUUUUUGUUCAUUUUAUGUUAUUAUUACAUAUGUUAUGUUAAAUGUACUUGUUGCAAUUAUUAUGGAGAAUUUCUCUUUAUUUUAUUCAAAUGAUGAAGAUGCUAUAAUGAGUUAUAAUGAUAUACGCAAUUUUCAAUUAGCUUGGAAUAUUAUUGAUGUGAAUAGAAAAGGUGUUGUCAAAGCUUAUUAUGUACGAUUUCUACUACGUCUUAUUCCACGUGAACGAGUUGGUUUUGAUUUAGCUAAAAAGAAAGAUCAACAAUUAUUUAAAGAAAUGUGUUAUGAAGUAGAAACACUUCGUGGUGGUCGUGAUAAAGAUGUUAGUUUUCAUGAUGUUUUAAUGGUUUUAGCUUAUAGAACUGUUGAUAUUACUAAGACUUUACAAUUAGAAGAACUUAUAGCUCGAGAAGAAUUAGAAUAUGCAAUUGAAGAAGAAGUGGCUCGACAGACUAUUGCAGCAUGGAUUGAACGAUGUAUUUUUAGAAAUAGACAGAAACAUGGUCAAUUGAAAUUUAAGAUGCAUUCCAAUAUUGAACGUCAAAUAAGCACAAGCAUAGAUGAUAAUGAUGAUUUAAAUAAAAAAAGUGAUUUUCUAAUUAAUAAAAGUGUACGUAUUAAAAAUCAAUCAUCAAACAUCAGUAAAUCAUCAUCAUCAUCAACAACCACAAUAACAACCACAACGACAACAACCUCAUCAUCAUCAUCAAUAUCAUCACCACCGAUAAUAAUAACCAUUAAAGAUAAUGGUGGAAAAUCUAUGGAAAAUCCAAUGGAAGCAAGUCAUGAAAGAGCAAAUAAAAUAUUAGCACCACGAUUAAAAAUUAAUAAAUUAACAAUAAACACUAUAACUACUACUUUUAUUCAUCAUACAAUCAAUACUAUUCCUAUGACUAAAUCAAUAAAUCUAUCAUCAAUACCUACCUUAACAACUAUUCAUUCUAAUAUGAUAACAACACCAACAAUAGUUAACCAUUCAACAAUUCAAAAUAAUUCACUUCAUCAACAUUCAAAUGAUUCUGAUGAGAUGACUACAUUGACAACUACUUCUUUCAAGACAAAUAUGAUUGGCAAACAUGAUGAUGAUGCUGCUGCUGCUGCUGCUUCUGAUCAUGAUGAUGAUGAUGAUGGUCAAAGUUUGAUUAUUGAACAAUAUGAUACAGAUUAUCAACAACCAUUAUUAUUAUUAGAUUCGAAACAAGAAAAGAAAUUAUCCAAUCUUAUUGAUAAUGGGAAUAGUCAAUUACAUCAAUUACAACCGAAAUCGAUUUCGAAUAAAUUCAAUAUAGAUCAAAUAAAUAAUAAUAAUAAUAAUCUUAUUCAUUAUAUUAAUGAUAAUCAUCAAAUGACAACUCUAACAUUUAUUGAUACAUGUUUAAUGAAUAAUGAGAAUAAAACAAAAUUAUAUCCAACUAAAAUCAAUACAAAAUUAUCUAAAUCAAUGAUAGAUGAUCAAAAAUCAAUACAAUCAAUUGAACCUUAUCAAGUGACAAUUAUUGAAAAUGUGAUGGGAUUAGAUAUGGAACAACAACAACAACCACAACAACAACACACCACCACCACCACCAACAACAACAACAACAACAUCUUCCAUUAUCACCAAAUAUAA